GCGCAGCCCUGUCGCGCCCACAGCGUCCCCUCUCGGCCCGGGUGGCCCACCACGGCCCCCCGGCCUCCUCCAUGAAGGGGUAUCAUGUCAGCCGCAGCCUGUCCCAGCACUCUUCUGGCGGGGGGCACACACAAUGUGACCCGGGCCCUGGCUCCGUCCGAGAGUACCACCGCCACCCCUCUGAAAACUACGACCGGGCGGGGCACCCCUUCUACCCCCCCAGUGGUCCCCCAGAACCCCUAGCUCUGGAGCAUCGCUCCCACACCCACUCUGGAGGGGGGACGUUCCCCCGCUCCCACCCCAACCAGCAUCCCCCGACCCAGCAGUUGUACGACUCAUGUGACGAUUGUCUGUCCACGGUGGGGGGUCACGGGGGUAAGAUGCAUCGCAUGCCUCCUAACCUCCAGGAUCAGUUUGAAAAGCAGCUUCCCUUCCACCCUGACGGGUUCCACACCCUGCAGUACCAGAAGAGCGCCAGCGGGGCGGAACAGCGCGGCGAGAGCCCCUCCCGUAUCCGCCACCUGGUUCACUCAGUCCAGAAACUCUUCGCCAAGUCCCACUCCCUCGAGGCGCCGUCGAGGAGGGACUACAACGGCACACGAGGAGGAGGAGGGGAUCACCGGGAAAGAGGAGGAGGGGGGCCCAGGAGCGGAGGAGAGGAAGGUGGCGGGCAUAAUAAUUCGGGCCACCAAUCCCGCUCGGCGAGGCGCAGCAAGUCCCGCGAGCGCUCCAAGAGCGGGGAUGGGCGCCACGAAUCCUCCAGCAGGCGACACAGGAGCCGAACCGCGGGGUGGUGGAGCUCCGACGACAACCUCGAUAGUGACAGCAGCUUCUUGGUAACCGGGGGCAACACCGGGCCAGGUGGUCGAGGUGGCGGGCGAGGCGGAUACCCCACGGGCCACGAGAGUCUGGACGCUGCCAUCCAGGAGCUGACCAUGAAGAAACUGCCCAGACAGGGGAGUGUACCACCAGGGCCCGGGCCGGGGGAGUGCAUGGCCUGUACCACUAUGGCCCUGGCAGGGGGGGAGGGUGGCGGAGGGGGAGUGGCAGGGUACCAUGGAGGGCCAGGGCAACACUCUUUGAAGAGGAGCACGUGGUCGGCCAUGACGGUCAGCCAGGCUAGAGAGGUGUACCCAUCGUCUGUCCGGGGAGGAGGAGGAGGAGGAGGAGGAGGAGGCUAUGACAAGGCCUUGGUGCCUCUGGAGAACAAACUGAAGGAGAGGACCUUUCACUACCUACAGGUCCCGUCAGACGGGGUGGAGUGGGGUGGUCCUGACGGAGGGGGGGAGAUCCCCUGCAGGCGCAUGCGGAGUGGCAGCUACGUCAAGGCCAUGGGAGACGACGAUAGUCAGGACUCUGACGCCAGUCCUAAAACCUCUCCUAAAACCACCAUCAUCGCCCAGAGAGAGGCCUUCAGACGCUCUGUCAGCAUGGACCACAGGUACUCAUGUAAGCAGUGUGUAGAUUCUACUCUUCCCUAUGCUAACAGCCGAGCCAAGCCCAAAAGUCACGCCCGCUCUCGGAGCUACACUCGUUCUUUAACCAGCUCACAGCUGGGUGACUCUCUGAAUCGUCAGUUUGAGGCGGUGUGUGAGACCAUGUUUGGAGAGAUUGAGAGUCAAGCGGUGGAAGCCUUGGAUCUACCUGGAUGCUUCCGGACCCGUUCCCAUAGUUACGUCCGUGCCAUCCAGGCCGGCUGUUCCCAAGACGACGACUGCCUGUCCGUCUUCUCCAUAUCGGGACCCCAGGGUAGCAUCAAGGGAGGGGCCAUUUUCCCAUACCGUAAGGGUGGCCCUCCCCCACUCCCUCCUCGUAUGUCCAAGCCUAUCAUCUCUGUGAGGGCUCAGAGUAGUACAGAGUCUACCCAGGAUAUCUACUUCCAGAACACAGGCCAGCCUGCCCUGGGACGACCCAGGCAACACCAUAGCCACUCUGUCGACCUGGGAAUCACUGAUGUUGUGGUGUCUGGUCAGACCUCCAGGAGAACCAGUUACUACACAGGACAAGGACAAGGCCGCUCGCGCCAGCACUCCAACUCAGCCGAGAGUCUGGACGGGGUCCUCCGGGGCGGGCGGGAGAUGAUGCCCUAUGGAGGAGGAGGACAGGGACCCAUCAGAGUCAAACAUAGUGGCUCCGCGGAUAGUCUCUUGGAGGGGCAGGGAAGGGAGAGGGGAGAGAGGGAUAUGAGGCGGGCAGGGGGGAGUCUGUGGAAGUCUGCCUCCCUCCCACAGAACAGUAUGGUGCUGAGUAAGAUGGGAGGAGGAGGAGGAAGAGGAGGACAGGAGGAGAACAAGACGGAGGGAAGAGGAAGGAAUUGGAGGCCUUCUAUCGCUGUACAGGUGGACAGCCCGGGGACCCUGACAGACUCGGACGCGGAGAGCAAGGCUCUGAGAGAGGUUCACUCUAUAGGAGUGCAGGUGGAGGAAGACAAGAGGCGUGCUCGGUUCAAGCGCUCCAACAGUGUGACGGCCGGCGUCCAGGCAGACCUGGAUCCAGAGGGGGGUUACCCAGGCCUCACCUUCGCUGUUCCUACCCAGGAUAAGAGCCUCCAGUUCCCAGGCCACACCAUCGCUGUUCCUACCCAGGAUAAGAGCCCCCAGUUCGGCUGCUCCUUCCAGAGACACUCCUCAGAGCCAGGGUCAGCCGACCAGUACGCAGAGUACCACCGCACGGUGCACACCCAGGGCCAGUGGACCUACAGAGAAGACUAUGUCCAGGAUGGUUACGCUACAGACAACCACCAGAUCCCCCCGCUGCCCCCGCGGGCCCACUCCCCCCUACCCCUCGCUGCAGACCGUGGAGGCUGGACAGGUACACCCCAGCCCUCGCUGGAGGGGGGCCCUCGGAGUCUGCCUGACUCUGGUCGCGCCUCGCCCUGUCUGAGAGACGGAGAGUUUUUCCUACGCCUCCUUCAGAUGGAGGUGGAGAGGAUGGAGGGAUGGUGUCAGAACAUGGAGAGAGAGGCGGAGGAGAACGAGCUGCCGGAGGAGGUUCUGGAGCUGAUCCGUAACGCGGUGGGCAGUGCCCAGAUGCUCAUGUCUCAGAAGGUCCAGCAGUUCUUCCGUCUGUGCCAGCAAAGCGUGGAUCCCUCAGCAUACCCCCAGCCCACCUCUCAGGACCUGUCCGGGCUCUGGGACCUGCUCCAGCUCAACAUGGAAGACGUCAGGGUCAAGUUCCAGCACCUCCAGAGGCUCAAGGACUCCGGCUGGAGGCUGCCCCCAGACAAGAAGGAUGACAAGAAGCUUCCUCCCCCACUACCAAAGAAGCCAGCUGGGGGGGUGAGCGGCAGUCUCCGUGCCGACAGCGUCAACGACCUCUCAGUGGAACGAGGGGUAGGAGGAGGCGGAGGGGUGCUGGUGAUGGCCCGUAGCGGGGGUGUGGGACGGGCCGUGCCUAUCCGGGAGAAGUCCUUAGACCUGGGGGACAGACAGAGGACUGAGGCACGCAGGAGACUGCUCCAGACCAAGAGGUCCUCUUCCUUCAGACAGAACUCAGCCACGGAGAGCGCCGACAGCAUCGAGAUUUACAUCCCAGAGGCUCAGACCCGGCUCUGAACAUGGAGAUGGAGAGCCCUUUAUCCCAGUGAACAGAACCGACCCGACGCCUGGGAUAGCCUAAAUAUAGAGAUAUAGCUAGCUAUCCCACCCUAGAGCGACCACAACCAUUAAGAUCUACAUCCCGGAGGCUCAGACCCGGUUCUGAACACUGGAACCAACUAAACGUGGAGAUACAACCUAUUUUCUGAGGAUCCUAGAUCAACCAAAACUCUCCCAAGUUCCAUGCACUGAUCCCCCCCCCCUCAUCUCCCAAUGACGAUAUAGGCCAUACUGACUUUCUCAAGCCUUCACUGUUGGGGGAUGCUGGGUCCCAUCGUCAUGCCAUUCCAAGGACAAGGCAAGACAGAAGGGGAGAGCCAUUUGUGCCCUGGAACUUUGAAUCCCCAAUAAACAAACACAAACAAUCUGUAGAGAGAAUGAUGACUACGGGAUCACAGUUGACUCCACACACACAUUUAUUUCCCUCAUCUCGGGGGGAGAGAGAGAUAGAGCUGUAAAAUACAGUGACAGUCAUGCAAUAGUAGCAUGUCUGUGCAUGCCUGUCCACCUAUAGCGUAGCCUAGCCAAGCCUGGAAUAGCCUAGCCUAUCUUAGCCUCAGCUCAUCUUAGCCUCUUAGCCUAUUUUAGCCCAUCUUAGCCUUUUAGCUCAUCUUAGCUCAU
Molecule: messenger RNA, 4217 nt
Organism: Oncorhynchus nerka (sockeye salmon)
Lineage: Eukaryota; Metazoa; Chordata; Actinopteri; Salmoniformes; Salmonidae
Product: disks large-associated protein 2-like
Biological process (GO): signaling
Cellular component (GO): postsynaptic specialization; glutamatergic synapse
Molecular function (GO): molecular adaptor activity
Source: RefSeq, a predicted model, not a curated record